AUACAUAAUAAUAAUAAUAACAAUAAUCACUAAUCAGAUUGCUCUGAUCGUGGGUAUUCAUUAUCCAUUAUAGAUAAUUAUUAAAUUGUUUAUUAUACCUAUAUAGUAAUAGUUUACUUUUCGGUCGUUCUGCGCGAACCGUUCGAUCGUUACGAGCGGUCGCGCUGUUUAAUCAACUUCGUAGUCGCUACGGGGUUGAAGUACUUUGUCACGGCACAUACAAUGUCUUUCCACGACAGUAACAUGUCGCCAUCUUCGACGUUUUCAAUGGACGACGACGACAACGUCAGUGUGAAAAUCGAGAACAAAGACCUAACCGACUCCGAUGAAGAAGGCAAAGAAAACCGCGAGAAACACACUGAAAUACAGGAGCAGGUCUACCAGGACAAAUUGGCCGGUAUCCAAAAGCAACUACAGCAGUUGCGCGAUGGGACACACGGUGAAUAUGUAAAACAAUUGAAAAAAUUGGACGCACAGCAUAAAAAUGAACUAAUGAUGAAUAAUUUGUGGCGAGACUGUUUGUUUGAUGCUAUCGAAAGAGAAUUUAAUAGAGAACGGCGUCUAGCUCACAAAGAGUUUGAAGAUCGUAAUGCUGAACUCACCGAGACUUUGAUAUCAGAAUUAAAUGAAAGGAAAAAAGCUAUAGAAAAUGACAGUUUGAGCUCGGAACUUUCUCCUGACUCGUCAGAUCAAAAGCCUGCUAUGACAAGAAAACUGAGAAGAAGACCAAAUGAUCCUGUGGUGCCAGCACCCCAAGAAAAACGUCGCAAACCCCCACCUGUAUCAAAUAUCUAUUAUUUGUUGCAGGAUCAUGAAAUUGAACAGGAUGUAAAACUUAUUCAAGACUCAUUGGCUUCAUUAGCAUCUACUUCUACCACAACAACCCCUACGGUCAAAACACGUGAUACAGUAAAUUCUUCAUCCAUUAGGAAACCAGGGUGUCUUCCAAGUACUAGUUCAUCAACUGCAGGUAACAUGAGUCCUAAAAAAUGUCAGAAUUCAGACACUGAAGGAUCAUCAGCUAUUCCAGAUACGCGAAUCGAAGACGGAAAACUGCUGUUUGAAAAGAGAUGGUAUCAUCGAGGACAACCAGUUUUUGUCGAAGGAAGGCAAAUGGCAAAAUUCCCAGCUGUUAUAUCUGCCAUUGGCAACGAAACUAUUUGGGUUAAGAAAACGUCAGACAACAGUAAAUUUCGUAUCAACUUGUCUUACCUAUCAAAAGGUAAAAUGUCUAUCAAACGUCGAGCUGCUGUUUAAACAACUACUUAUAUUUAGAUGUUAUAUAUCUAUGCAUGUAGGUCAUUCACUUUAUUUUCCUGUUUUUUUUUUUUUUAUUGACAGUUUAUAAAAAUAAUAAUUUGUAUCCUAUAAUAAUAUUACAUUUCCUAUUGAACCUAUUUAAAAUGUAAUUAUUUAAUGAUUUGGGAGGUUAUUUUCAAUUAUCGUAUUAGUAUAUAAAAUAAUAUAAUAAAUUUUUUUCUGUAUGGAA
Metopolophium dirhodum (rose-grain aphid) is the source of this 1489-nucleotide messenger RNA. RefSeq names its product sin3 histone deacetylase corepressor complex component SDS3-like. Gene Ontology annotation, cellular component: Sin3-type complex. Gene Ontology annotation, biological process: negative regulation of transcription by RNA polymerase II. The record is from RefSeq and is a predicted model, not a curated record. Gene Ontology annotation, molecular function: histone deacetylase binding. The transcript is spliced from 8 exons. Lineage: Eukaryota; Metazoa; Arthropoda; Insecta; Hemiptera; Aphididae. The coding region runs from base 223 to 1257 and encodes 344 amino acids.